Messenger RNA from Zasmidium cellare ATCC 36951, 1431 nucleotides. RefSeq lists its product as uncharacterized. The coding region runs from base 1 to 1431 and encodes 476 amino acids. The record is from RefSeq and is a predicted model, not a curated record. The transcript has 3 exons. Lineage: Eukaryota; Fungi; Ascomycota; Dothideomycetes; Mycosphaerellales; Mycosphaerellaceae.
AUGCCUUCGUCCGGACAAACGGGGAUUCUGCGGCUUUUCGCCUUUGCGGUGCUAAUGAUAUCAAUACUAGUCGGGAUCGCGAAGGCGCAAGAGAACGUCGCAAAGGAUCUACCAGAGUGCGCUAAACACUGCAUUGGCGAAGGGCUUUCAAUAUCUGGCUGCAACGAGACUGACAUAACCUGUCUCUGCACCAGCCCAGCCUUCCAAGCCAAUACUACCACAUGCAUUACCACCAGCUGCAGCAUCAAAGACAUUCUUGCGGCCACCGAUUACAACCAGGCAGCAUGCGGUGUUCCCCCUCGCGACGACUCCUCGAUCACGAAAAAGGUGACUUGGACCCUCUUCACCACCGCACUCAUCUCAGUAAUCGGGCGCUUCGUCUACCGCCACCCGUACAUGAAAGGCAACGGCUACGGUUUCGACGACUGGAUUCUCCUCUUGGCCAUGUCGAUCAUGAUCCCGCAACAAGCUCUCCUCUCCGUCAUGCUCGACCAAGGCCUCGGCCGCGACAUCUGGACGCUCGAACCCAACGCAAUUACCAGGAUCCUCUACUACUUCUGGAUCUCCGAAUACUUCUACAACUUCGUCAUGUGCCUCGAGAAAAUCUCCAUCCUGCUCAUGUACCUGCGCAUCUGGACGGCCAUCAGCGUCGACGCCGCACGCUUCCGGUUGAUCUGCUUCAUCCUCCUCGGGAUCCUCUCCACCACAGCAAUCACCAUGACCAUCGUGGUCACCUUCCAAUGCACGCCGAUCGACUACGCCUGGCACCGCUGGGACGGCGAGCACAACGGCUCCUGCAUCAACACCAACGCCAUGAUCUACACCGGCGCCGCGCUCAACAUUUCCUACGACCUCAGCGUGUACUGCCUCCCCAUCCCCCGGCUCUUCAAAACGCAAAUGUCCACGCGCAAGAAAUGGGGCAUCGCCGUGAUCUUCCUCUGCAGUCUCUUCGCCACUGUGUGCUCCAUCAUCCGCCUACAGAGCCUGCUCAAAUUCGGCAGGUCCGCAAACGCCACCUGGGAUUACAACCUCCCCGCGCUCUGGAGCGCCGUUGAAUGCCACGUCACCGCCGUCUGCGCCUGCAUGCCCGCUCUCGCGGGGGUGAUCAAGCGCGCCUGGGGCAAGACCUUCGGCAGUCUCACGCGCUCGCCCUCUGGUCCCUCGAGCGGUGGAAACGACACGAUCGGCUCGCGCAGCCUCCCGCGCCCUCGAGGCCAGCUCUUCGACGAGGAGGACGAUGGAUUGGAAUUGUCACGUCUGCGCUCUACCGCCGGGUCGAUCGGAGAGACUCGCACGGAUAGUGUGCAUGUGAUGCCGAAGAGCGAGGGGGGUGAGAAUGGGAAGGCGUGGGAGGAUGGGAGGCGGACGCCGGGGGAGCAGCAGGCGGAGCAUGUGGAGCGGUCUUGGUUGGAGUUGGAGGAUGGGAGGUAG